Cryptomeria japonica (Japanese cedar) is the source of this 1149-nucleotide messenger RNA. Its product is annotated as UDP-glucosyl transferase 73B2-like. NCBI's taxonomy places the organism in Eukaryota, Viridiplantae, Streptophyta, Pinopsida, Cupressales, Cupressaceae. Gene Ontology annotation, molecular function: UDP-glycosyltransferase activity. The record is from RefSeq and is a predicted model, not a curated record. The transcript has 2 exons. The coding region runs from base 1 to 1149 and encodes 382 amino acids.
AUGGCACAAGCUGCUGCCCUUGCUCGACGCCGACGAGAGGCUUCAGCCCCACUCCGACCGCUUUCUCGGUCGCUUUUUAGCCGGAGAAAUAAGCCCCCUCCCCGGUCCUUAUACCUCGAGUGUGCUUCGACACAUCGGGCAUGUUCGCGGAGAGUGCAUCAGAUCGUAUGGGAUACGCUUCCACGGAACCUCCCGCGAACGGUGUCGGGGCGGUACUUGGUUCCGGGCUUGCCGAGGGAAGUGAAGCUCACCUGCCUUCAGCUCUUGCCCGAGCUGCCCAAGAACGACACCCACCAGUUCUUGCUGCGGAUGAGGCGCGGGAAUAAGCAGAGUUGGAGGACGAUCGUUAACACGUUCUACGAGCUCGAAGGGGAGUUUGUGGACCAUUUUGAGAGUGUUAACGGGACGCUCAGAACAAUCGGGCCUCUGCUCCCGCCCAAGGCUUUCGAGGAUGGGCAUGUUGAAGGCAAAAGAAUCGCCCCCGCGGUGGAAUUGGGGACGAGCACGGAUGGAGAAAAGUGUAUGCAAUGGCUGGAGGCGCAGGCGGAGGAAUGUGUGCUUUAUAUUUCCUUCGGUAGCGAGAAUUCCAUCUCGAGAGGGCAGAUGGAGAAACUCGCUCUUGGGUUGGAGGCGAGCGGGGUGAAGUUUGUGUGGGUUCUGCGCACGCUCUCUGACGCAGCUCAGAAUUCCUUAACUUCCCUGUUAGACUUUCUCCCAGUGGAGUCGCACGGUCGCAUGGCGGCCAACGACCAGGGGUUCUUCGUCCUCGGGUGGGCUCCGCAGCUGGGUAUCCUGGCACACCCUGCCACCGGCGGCUUUAUUUCUCACUGCGGUUGGAAUGCGGUUCUGGAAUCCACCGCCAUGAGAGUUCCACUCUUCGCCUGGCCGCUUUACGCGGAGCAGCAUUUCAACUCCAAGUUGGUGGUAGAUGAGAUCGGUUUAGCUCUGGAAGCUCCCCAGAGAAUUGAGCAGGCUUGGUUGGUGACCAGAGAUGACGUGGAUCGAAUAGUACGGUCUCUGAUGAUGGAAGAGAAGGGCAAAGAGCUGAGAAAAAGGGUGAAAGAAUUGGCGGCGAUGGCCGAAGGUGGAUCUUCUUCUAAAAAUUUCGAUGUUUUCGUUUCAGAAAUCAUGGCAUUGUCACAGGUUUAA